Phytophthora sojae is the source of this 411-nucleotide messenger RNA. RefSeq lists its product as hypothetical. The transcript has a single exon. The annotation marks the transcript as partial. NCBI's taxonomy places the organism in Eukaryota, Oomycota, Peronosporomycetes, Peronosporales, Peronosporaceae. The record is from RefSeq and is a predicted model, not a curated record.
CAACGACACACAAAAACGCGCCCCAGCAAACCACACACAAACCAACGCAAACGCCCGCGCGCGAGCUCUCCAGACCGACAAUUGAUGCCCCCAACGAGCUUAUCGUUCACGAGAUAUCUCCCACCAAACCUAGGUACACGUACCCGCGGCACAACAAACUGCCACUGCGCACAGGCGCCUCGCCGCCGCGCGACCAAACCAGGGCCCAUCACACACCGCCAGGCGCGACAGCGCGUCGUGGACACGCCCCUACUGUUGCCUGGUGCCGCGCCGCCGGGUUUACCAACCCACCGCUUGAACCGUGGCGGGACUCGAUCCCGCCGUCGUUGUGCGGCCUGCCAGGCACGAGGGGCGAAGGCGGGGUCAGUGCAGGCAGCGUGGAGGGGCAGCAGGACAGGCGGAAGCUGCUAG